AUGGGGUUCACGGUCGUCAAACGCGCCACUUGGUCGCCAGAGGAGGACGCGCGGCUGCUGGAUCUUGUGGGGCGCUACGGCCCCCAGAACUGGACGGCGAUUGCCGGCCACAUGGGGGGCGGGCGCAACAGCAAGAGCUGCCGGCUGCGGUGGUUCAAUCAGCUUGAUCCGCGGGUCAACAAGGAGCCCUUUACAGAGGAAGAGAAGCAAGUCAUCAUCGAGAUGCACGCUCAGAUGGGCAACAAGUGGGCGCUGAUUGCCAAGCACCUGCCAGGCCGCACCGACAACGCCAUCAAGAACUACUGGUGCGCACGGGAUGCACUGUGCGGGCGCACGUGA
Messenger RNA from Monoraphidium neglectum, 339 nucleotides. RefSeq names its product Transcription factor GAMYB. The transcript has 3 exons. Bases 1 to 339 code for a protein of 112 amino acids. The record is from RefSeq and is a predicted model, not a curated record. Lineage: Eukaryota; Viridiplantae; Chlorophyta; Chlorophyceae; Sphaeropleales; Selenastraceae.